Molecule: messenger RNA, 523 nt
Organism: Penaeus chinensis
Lineage: Eukaryota; Metazoa; Arthropoda; Malacostraca; Decapoda; Penaeidae
Product: cuticle protein 7-like
Exons: 4
Coding region: 21-368 (115 amino acids)
Cellular component (GO): extracellular matrix
Source: RefSeq, a predicted model, not a curated record
UCGCCACUUCUAAAAUCAAAAUGUUAUCCAAGAUAGUGCUUGUGUUCUUGGUGGCCGCCUUGGCAUCCGGGUAUCCAGAUGUAUAUGAGCCAGUCUACUAUCCGGAGCCACUGCCGUACUACUUCAACUACGACGUCCAUGACGACUACAAGGGAACGCACUUCGACAGGAACGAGAAAUCCGACGGCAAGGCCCUGCACGGCUCCUACACCGUCGCCCUUCCAGAUGGCCGCAAACAACACGUCGAAUAUACUGCUGAUCACUACAAGGGCUACGUGGCCAAGGUCAGCUACUACGGCAAAGCCAAGCACCCCAAGCACUAUGGCCCUGCCAUCACCUUCAAACACAAGGGUGAUGACUAUCACUAACUGAACUAGGUCUAUUUGUAUCCACGCAAUAUAUAUAUAUAUAUAUAUAUAUAUAUAUAUAUAUAUAUAUAUAUAUAUAUAUAUAUAUUGUUCUGCCACUAGUCGAAACUUUUUCAAUGUAAAAAACCCUAUCAAAUACAAAGUUGAAUCUUAAA